GCGACGGUCGUGGAUCACCCAGUUGGCCACUGGGCUGCAGAGCGCGGCAAUUGGGAGCCAGGGCCAUGCAGCGACUGGGUUGUGGGGCGGCUGCGCUCCUGCGCAGGAGCCAGGGGGACGGCGCCGCUGCCGCGCUCGUGCCGCAGCUGGUGCGCAGCUAUGCCACGACGCAGAUGACCAUUCGUGAUGCGCUGAACUCAGCCAUGGAUGAGGAGAUGGCGCGGGAUGAGACUGUGUUCAUCAUGGGAGAGGAGGUGGCUGAGUACCAGGGUGCGUACAAGAUCACACGAGGCCUGCUGCAAAAGUAUGGGCCCAAGCGUGUCAAGGACACACCCAUUACAGAGGCGGGAUUCACGGGUAUCGGCGUGGGCGCCGCCUUCCAGGGCCUGCGCCCCAUUGUGGAGUUCAUGACCUUCAACUUCUCCAUGCAAGCCAUCGACCAGAUAGUCAACUCCGCGGCCAAGCACCACUACAUGAGCUCGGGCGCCGUCACCUGCCCCAUCGUUUUCCGUGGCGCAAAUGGCGCAGCGGCGGGCGUGGCGGCGCAGCACUCGCAGUGCUUUGCGGCCUGGUACAGCUCCGUGCCCGGCCUCAAGGUUCUGGCGCCAUACGACAGCGAGGAUGCGCGGGGGCUGCUCAAGGCCGCCAUCCGUGACCCCGACCCCGUGGUGUUCCUGGAGAAUGAGAUCCUGUACGGCGAGCCAUUCCCUGUGGAUGAGGCCGUGCUGGACAAGGACUUUGUGGUGCCCAUCGGCAAGGCCAAGAUCAUGCGCAGCGGCAGCGACAUCACGCUGGUCGGCUUUGGCAAGAUGGUGGGCUACAACCUCAAGGCGGCUGAGCUGCUGGAGCAGGAGGGCAUCAGCGCCGAGGUGCUCAACCUGCGCAGCCUCAAGCCCAUCGACCGCGACGCCAUCGCCGCCUCCGUGCGCAAGACGCACCGCGUGCUGUCGGUAGAGGAGGGCUGGCCGCAGUCGGGCGUGGGCUCAGAGAUCAUAAGCAUCGCGAUUGAGGAGUGCUUUGACGACCUGGAUGCGCCGCCGGAGCGGGUGACGGGCGCCGAGGUGCCCAUGCCGUAUGCACAGAACCUGGAGGCAGCCGCCCUGCCCACGGUGGAGCACGUGGUGGCUGCUGUGAAGCGGAUGAUGGGCAAGUGAGCGGCGCAGCGUGCAGCAGCAGGCGGCUGAGGCCGCAGCAGCGGCGCACUAAUCGAAGGAUUUCGCUGGCAGGGCUGGUGGCGCCAUUUGCCGCUGGCCCCGCUGGCGCGGUGGUUCCAUUUGUCUGGCGUUUGGCUUCCAUUUGUUUCUGUUUCCCUUUUCUCUGUGAAUUGAUCGUCUGCCG
This is a messenger RNA of Chlorella variabilis, 1338 nucleotides long. RefSeq lists its product as hypothetical. Lineage: Eukaryota; Viridiplantae; Chlorophyta; Trebouxiophyceae; Chlorellales; Chlorellaceae. Bases 66 to 1154 code for a protein of 362 amino acids. The record is from RefSeq and is a predicted model, not a curated record. Gene Ontology annotation, biological process: pyruvate decarboxylation to acetyl-CoA. The transcript is spliced from 8 exons. Gene Ontology annotation, molecular function: pyruvate dehydrogenase (acetyl-transferring) activity.